AUACCUCAAGAACAUUCUGGAUUUGGACCAAUCCACAGCUACGAGCGUUUUCGUCACUCAAUACACAUUUCCAAACAGCUGUUGUAAAUAGACGAAUGACAUACUGCUAGCUAGUCUUUGAUACCGACGACAAUCAUAUAUUAUUUUCAAAAUUGUACUUUUUCGGAUAUCUAUUACAGGCGUUUGCCUUCUAACAACUGACUAAACGAAAGUUAUCGGCAUUCAGACCUGAAUUUAAACUGCCACCGCCUCAGCGCUCUUUGGAACGUCAAAACGUUAUGCAUUUAGCUAGCUAAAACAUAGCAAAUUGGUACUAACGAGUUAACGUUAGCAGGCUACUAGUAGCAAGGUAACGUUACGACUUGGACCAAGGAGAAUUGAGCAGUCAACUAACAGUCUGGCUCCCUAACUUAUUGUUAUCUAUCUGGACAGCUGACCAGGCAGCUAACUAGUUUACGCCCGCUGCUUUGCUGGAGAUAUUGGCCCACUCUAAGAUAGCCGGUCAGACGCGCCCACAUAACAUUAACUUUACUAGCUAGGUAGCUAACUAACGUUGAUGCUCCUAUCUCCCAUCUGUCCGCUGGUCAGACCGGGGAGACUGCCCUGCCACGGAGCUUCGUUGUGGCCGAUGCCACCGGCCCCGUUUGACGAGGGAAGCGAAGCACCAGUUCCUGGAAAGUUGAAGAGUAAACCACAACGCUAGCUAAGGUUAGCUAUCCACCGGACCGUGGCUGUGUGCGCAGUGACAGCUCUGUAUUUGAUUGUAGUUGGCUAGACAGCUAACCGUUUGCCAGGGCUGUUGGACCAGUGUUAUAGAGCGAUGGGGGAGUUAAAUAAAGAGGUUGUGGAUCUAGUUUGGAAAAGACCAGGCAGCAACGGGGUGUCCGCUUCACUCUUCAGGAGAUGGACCCAGGGGAUGGUCUUCAGUGAGACAGAACACACAGCACUGGAGCAGUUUGAAGGAGGACCCUGCGCUGUCAUUGCUCCUGUACAGGCCUUCCUUCUGAAGAACAUCUUGUUUAACAGAGAGAGUUCUAACUGGAGACGCAUCACAGAGGAGGAGCAGAAAGCGGCCCUAUGUUCUACUCUGGCUGAGAUCCUGGAACAGGCCUGCUCUACUUCCUCCACCACCUCCUACUGCCUGGUGACCUGGGCCAAAGGACAGUGCCCCCACACUACCACUCACACAUCCCUGACAGGGGGUCCGGAGACCAGUCAGACCCAGCAAGACCAGCAACCCACUGCUUUGGCUGCUGAGGAUCUUGGCUUUGAGCGGUUUCACAGCAUCCUCCAGAAGCGUAUUGUGAAGUCAUUAUCAGAGCUUAGAGAGGAGGUGGUGUCUCUCUACGAAUCCUGGAAAGGGCGCUGUGGAGUCCUGCUCUUCCUCUACUCUGUCAUCCUCACCAAGAGGAUAGAGAACAUCAGGAAUGAGAUUGAAGAUACUACAGAGCCUCUCAUAGAUCCAGUCUAUGGCCACGGCAGUCAGAGUCUGGUUAACCUGUUAGUGACGGGCCAUGCUGUCUCUAAUGUGUGGGACGGAGACAGGGAGUGCUCUGGCAUGAAGCUCCAUGGUAUCCACAACCAGGCAGCAGUUGGCUUCCUCACUCUCAUGGAGUCACUACGCUACUGCAAGGUGGGUGCGUUCCUGAAGUCUCCUAAAUUCCCUAUAUGGAUCCUUGGCAGUGAGACUCAUCUCUCAGUGUUCUUCGCCAAGGAGAUGUGUCUGGUGGCUCCUGAGUCUCCGUCUGAACAGGCCAGGAGAGUCUUCCAAACCUUCGACCCAGAAGAUAACGGCUUUAUUCCAGACUGUCUGUUGGAGGAGGUGAUGAAGGCACUAGACCUCGUCUCAGAACCUGAAUACUAUGUGAGUCUGAUGAAGAGUAAGUUGGAUCCAGAGGGCUUGGGGAUCGUGCUGCUGGCUCCGUUCCUCCUGGAGUUCUUCCCUGAUCAGGAUACUGGAAUCCCAGACUCCUUCCCUGUCUACCACUACAAUGGCCUGAAACAGUCCAACCACAACGAGAGGGUGGAGUAUGUGCAGGGUUCAGCCCUGGUCCUGGGCUUUGAGGACCCCAUGGUGAGGACAGAUGACACUCCGGUGAAGCGCUGCCUCCAGACCAAGUGGCCCUACAUAGAACUGCUGUGGAAUACUGACCGCUCCCCUUCACUUAACUAACUCGCUGCUAGGGUCGUAGAGGACUGACUGAUCUCUAAAGGAAAGAAGGCCACAAAGACUGAGAGACACAGUGCAUGUACACUGUUGCACACACAGGAAUUUGCUCACUGUCCUGGGCAGGAGAAAAACACACACAGAACGCCACUACACACACUUGACAUACAGACACACUUGUUUACUGUUAACUCUGUUGUGUUUUACAUGACUGUAAAUUAAGUCACAGGAUGUUUUUGGUUUGUUGUAAAAAGCUGAAUGACUUAUCACUCUAUAGAUGACUCUGUUUUAUACUCUGGGAUAUAUUCACCUAAUAAGAACUACAUAUAAAGGAGAUAGCUGACCUCGUUGGAAUGUAAACCUGUAACUGACUGACUGGAUCAAUGCUUCUGUACCACCCAGCUGUCUGACUGUUAAAGAGAAACAACCAAAGCUUUUUCCAAGACGCGCGUGCACACACACACACACACACACUCCUAUUCUAACUACAGCUAAGUUAGUUUGACCUCUUAGUACUGAGGCAGGGUAUCCCUGACCCAGAUUAGGUUUACUGCAUUAUCUCCAUUGAAAUAGUCCAGGAGCAGUCUCAAUCUGGGGCUGGGAAGCUAGCCUCAAGGGUUUUCACAGGAGAUUAGAGUAAAAGGGUAACGCACACACAUACACACACCCUGGUGUUUACAGCAUAAAGGGACCAAUCACAGCAGCGAUAUAAGGAAAUUCCUCCUGUUUAGUGGUUUGACCUGGGAGUAGAACCUUUGGCUGGUUUUACACUUCGAGUGACUUCUCUCUUCAUACCAACACAGGAAGUGAUAUGGUAUUCAUGUAUUUAUUGCCCCCCCUCCCAAAAAACUAAUAAACCCAUUUUUCUUCA
Messenger RNA from Oncorhynchus mykiss (rainbow trout), 3038 nucleotides. It is a transcript of the gene mindy3, whose product is annotated as MINDY lysine 48 deubiquitinase 3. Gene Ontology annotation, molecular function: cysteine-type deubiquitinase activity; K48-linked deubiquitinase activity. Gene Ontology annotation, biological process: protein K48-linked deubiquitination. Lineage: Eukaryota; Metazoa; Chordata; Actinopteri; Salmoniformes; Salmonidae. The record is from RefSeq and is a predicted model, not a curated record.